Molecule: messenger RNA, 6081 nt
Organism: Rhineura floridana
Lineage: Eukaryota; Metazoa; Chordata; Lepidosauria; Squamata; Rhineuridae
Gene: TMEM201
Product: transmembrane protein 201
Exons: 11
Coding region: 878-2875 (665 amino acids)
Biological process (GO): nuclear migration along microtubule
Cellular component (GO): nuclear inner membrane
Molecular function (GO): actin filament binding; lamin binding
Source: RefSeq, a predicted model, not a curated record
GACGGGGACGGCUCGUCAAUCGGGACAGGACGAGGUGGUCGUGGGAACGGCUCCCGCGCGCGCGCUGCAGUCCGAUCCGAAGACGGGAACUCCCGUUAGGUUUCCAAAGGGGCAACGCCACGCCCAUCCGGCAGCCUUGCGGGCGGGUCUUACUCGGAAGUAAGCGCCAUGCUGGGUCUGGCGGGCUCCCCUCCCGGGAAAGCUAGCAGAAGGACCGCAGCCUCGGCUUUCUUCUCUUCCCUUCCCAAGGUCUGGGGUCGGGCUUACCCGCGCUGCGGGCCGGCGACGGGCGGCGCAGGAGGAAAAGGGGCGGAUCGGCGCCUCCUGGAAGAGGAGGAGCAGCAGCCGGAGAGGAAGGUCACGCCGCUUUAGAAAGAGGGAGGAGGAACAAGGAGAAGAGACAGGGAGGGGAAAAAAGGAGCCGCUCUAAUUACCCGCCGCUCCUCCUGCUGCAAAACCUUCCUCCACGCGUCGCGUCUCGCUCUGAUCUCCAGGCGGCUCUUUCUGCUUCAAUGCAGGCGGCCGGAACGUUCGGAGCAGCUGACGGGAGAGGUGCGAGCGGCUGAUUGGACACUCCGCGUUCUCAAAGGGCUGUUUGUUACUCGAACGUUCGAAAGGGCUCGCGGGGUUCCGAAGACGGCAGCCGAGCGGUCUAAGAGCGCGUCCUCAAAGGCGGGAACGCUUUCGCUUGGCGCCGGCCCUUGCCCUUCCACCCGACCUCGCACGCGGAGCAGACUCGCUUCUCCUCAGCCAGCCAGCCUCGCUUCUCUUUUUCCACGGCCGCCCGCCUUUUGCACGAGAAAGCCUGAGCAGCGGCCGUUGCGAUUCCGUUCCCUCCUCCUCCUCGCCACCUUUUCCUCCUGCAGAACUAGCGGCCAUGCAGGGAGUCGGCGCGCUGCUGGCCGGCUGCCCUACCGCCGGCCUGGCUGGGGGCCUGGGGGUGACGGUGUGCGCCGCCGCCGCCGGGGGAGUCCUGCUGUACAAAAUCGCCCGGAGGAAGAAGCCCACGCACACGACUGUGAAUUGUUGGUUCUGCAAUCAGGACACCGUGGUGCCGUACGGGAAUCGGAACUGUUGGGAUUGCCCCAACUGUGAGCAGUACAACGGCUUCCAAGAGAAUGGAGAUUACAACAAGCCGAUCCCAGCUCAGUACAUGGAGCAUCUGAACCACGUGGUCUCUGGGGCCAGUGCCUUCUACGACCCCACCAAGCCCCAGCAGUGGGUGAGCAGCCAGGUCCUUCUCUGUAAGAAGUGCAACAACCACCAGACCCUGAAGAUCAAGCAGCUGGCGUCCUUCACCCCCAGGAACGAGGGUAAAUACGACGAGGAGAUUGAGGUCUACAAGCACCACCUGGAGCAGACCUACAAGCUGUGCCGCCCCUGUCAGGCCGCAGUGGAAUACUACAUCAAGUACCAGAACCGGCAGCUCCGCGCCCUCCUGCUGCGGCACCACUUCAGCCACCGGAAGACGGACAAGUCCUACAUGCAGAGUUUUUAUGCGGCGGCUUCAUCCACCACCACCACCACGCCGAUCCAAGUGAUCGCCCUCCGGUUCCUGGCCUUCCUCAGCUGCGCCGUCCUCCUGGCAAUAGCCUUGUAUGGGACGGGCAACCCGUUCUCCCCUGAGCUUACAACCCCACCCGGUCCCGGGAGGAACGGCAGUGGCCCGAAGAUGCCGGCAGCGCCACCGGGCAAUGGCACACUACUGGAGGUCCUUGGCUGGCAGGAGGUGAUCCGGUUGCUGCCGGAGCAAGUAGUGGAAGCACUGAGAGGCGCUUGGUCCUACGGGAAGAGCCACCAGAUGGCCAUGGUGGUCCUUGGGCUGCUGACGUGCUGCUUAGCCAUGCUGUUGGCGGGACGGAUUAGGCUUCGCCGAAUCGACGCCUUUGCCUCCACCCUGUGGCUCCUGGUGAUGAGCUUCCACUUAGCCGAGAGCUACCUGCAGGCGGACACCCCCAGCUGGCUAGACACCGCCAAGUUCGGCACUACCUCGCUGUGCUGCCUGGUGGGCUUUGCGGCGGCUGUGGCCACCCGGAAGCCGACAGGCCAGCGGAGACCCCGGCCCCGAAGGUACCUCUCUGGGGAUUCUUUCUCUGUGUUCCCGUACAGUGCUGAGAUUGGCUUCCCGUUGCCCCCUGUCUCUCCAUCCGUCUUCAUUCCGACCCCUCCCAGCAUGCUCCAGCUGACCAGCCAGACGUUCUUCCGCUCCCCUCGCCGAACCUCUUCCUCCUCUCUCCCUGGACGGCUAAACCGGGCUCUCUCGUUGGGCACCAUUCCUUCUCUGGCCAGAACCGAUUCUGGUUAUCUGUUCAGCGGAAGCCGUCCCCUGUCCCAGACCUCUCAUUGCAAGGAGUCUCCUACACCAGAAUAUUUCUCCCUCCUCUCAGGGAGCUGCGUCUCCUCCCCUGUGCCAUCAACGGCACCAUCUGUGGCCGGCUCAGUGGCAUCCAGUUCUGGCUCCCUGCGUUACCGCCGGCCCCUGAUCAGCCCCGCACGGCUCAACCUGAAAGGCCAGCGGCUGAUGCUCUUCUCGGCCCAGAGCAAGGCCCAGCAGGGUGAAGAUCUCGCCCACUCGGAAAACAACAUUUUUGCCUCGGACCUGCCUGCCUUCUCGAAAAGGAACCUCAGUGAGCGGGGGCUGCAUGAUAUGAGAGCUGUUGCCGAAGCAGGAAGCAUCUGCAGUGCUGGCUCCGUCAAGAAAGUAGACAACUCUUCACACUCCUCGAGCUGUGUGGUGGACACCACGACAAAAGGGGAGGAGCCAACGGGAUGGAGGGGCCGUUUUGGUAACUCCACAAUCCGAGGCCUCCUUGCCAUUAGCCUGACUGUCAACGCCAUCUUCACGUCGGCCUACCUCUACCAAAAUUUGCGCUGAGCCAUGCUGCCCCUUUGGGACUUUCUCGAGAGUGUUGGCGUGAUCCUGGCAUGAAGGGGACCCAACCAACUUCAACUCUGUCUUGUCUGACACAGGCUUUUUAGUUACCAUUUCUUCCCUUUCAACCGGCUGCCACUGUGUCCUGUAAGAGGCCUCCAACCUCUUGCUUACCAUCUUGUAAGCAAAACACUUUUUUCUAAAAGGGAAUGUCCGUGACCAGUUGUGGGCGACGAUCUGGAUAUUUCAGUCAACGUCGGAUUUCUCCAACUACUUUGCCCCUUUCUCUGUACAGAACUGGUUUAUUGGGGAGAACUCAAAAUAUUGACUGCCGUUUUUGCAGGGGACUGGUUUGAUGAGGUGCCCGUGGCCACCAGCUCUUGUCCUCCCCUUACUGAUGACAAAGUGUUAACGUUGCUGAAUUCUUGUUCACAAAAGGACCGGCAGACAUGCGGCCUUUGUUUCCGGUAGUUCCACUGUGUUUUGUUGCUUUGCCAGCCUCGUUUGCCCUAACGAAACUUUCUCCCAGUGUCCCUCUCUCAAGUGAGAGAGAGGAAGGGUGGCCACAUUAACUUGGUUGCUCCGUGGUGUUCCCUUUCACCCUGGAUUUCCACUUACCAGCGGGCUCCACUUUUCAGUGCUGGCAUAAUAUCUGUUGCACCUCUUUGCGAUGUUUUGUGGAUUGAUGGAUUGUGAUCUCUUUUUAGAAAAAUCAUCAUCAUCCAGUAUCGCAGUUCCAUUUUUGCUUCGCCAAGAGGCACCACUACUACUGUAACAAGACAUUCUGAUGUCACUGAGAUGCACUGUGGCUCUUGAUAGCCAGUGUGUUGGCUUGAUCCGGGUACUUUUUUUUUAAAUUAUUUUUGAGAAAUUUGCUCUCAAUAUGCUGUACUAGAAAUGUUGAACUGGGGGGCGGGGGGUCAGUGGCUUCACUGUGCAGAAACUGGUUAUUGUAUACUGCUUCAGAGGUCUCUCUGCAUCUGGAACAUCUGUGGCAUGGGAAUAUCUUAGUGCAAAACUCAUCUUAGCUAGCCAAAAUCUGAACUAGGUCAGCUAAAGAAAUCCUGCCAUGUGUUGCAAAGCUAAAAAAAAUAAAUGGUGCUUGCUAAAGCAACCAACCUAUAUUUAGACUGUAUCAAUACAGACUGUAGGUGGAAGGGCUUACAUGACUGUACUUAUGGGGCACUAAUAAAUAAAUCCCUGCACAUAGAAAGCUAGCACAUCAGGGAGAAGGCACUUCCUUGCUGACACUUUAGUUUUCUAUGUGCAGUUUUUUUUUAAUGAAAAUUAAUUGAGCUCAUUCAUGUACACUACCACCUUCAGUCUGUUUCUGAGAACCAGAUCAUAGGUGCUAUGUCCAAAAAAAUUACAGCUCUCCUAAAAAGUAAUUCCAAAGUAUCUCAAUAUUAACAGGUGUCCAGUUCUACCUGAGAGUGGCUUGAAACCAUGCAUUGGGGGGGGGCAUCCAGCAUCACCAGUUAACUUUGAGAGAAACUUGAGUCUUAAUUUCUGCCAAGAAAUUGCUCUUCCUUUCUCAGGCUGUCUCCAAAAGUUAAACUCCGCUGUUGCAGAGGAGAGUGCCCAUUGCUAAACAGUUCACUAUUUUUUUUCUUCCUCAAUAACCCACCUAAAUAUUUUUUUUGGGGGGGGGGGGAGGGAUUCAAAUAAAGUGUUUCAGGCCCGAGGUGUACUUUCUGUGCUGGGCCUGGUUAGGUGCUGUGAGUGAAAUUACGGCUGAUGAUUUUAGACUUAAGUCUUUCUCCUUCCUUGCCAAUAGUGACAAGAGAGAGCCAUGUAGGCCCGCACUAUGCCCACAAGGCCUCAAGCCUAAGCCAGCCACGCAGCAGGGGAAGGAAGUUCUUCAGAUUGAGAUGAUGAGAGGGCGGCCAUCUUUUUAACGUGUUUGCUAUCCUGAGAUUGGCCAGCUAGCCUGCUGUGGUUGCUAGGCAACCGUCAUGUGUUCUCAGAACCAUUAACGACCUGCCAUUUUGUCUGCUCAGGUAGAGAAGUGCAGUGACAGAAUUCUAACAUGUCUUAAUCAUGGUGUGCUUCAACAUAGCUCAAAAAUCCUCUCUCCCUCCCCCCCCCCGCUAGCCCGUCACUUACAUCCACUAGGACAACCUUCCCCAAACCUGGUGCCUUCCAGAUGUUUUGGACUACAACUCCCAUAAUCUCUGACCACUGGCCAUGCAAGCUGAGGCUGAUGGGAGUUGUAGUCCAAAAUAUCAGGGAAGGCUGCACUAAGUACACGGCCCCAGUCUUUUAAAUUCCUUUCAUUCUUUCCCUUUAAGUCACAGUGCACCCACAUAAAAUGUGGCAAAGGUGUCUUGAAAGUGCCACGCUUAAUUAAUUUCCGCCUUAAUGCGGUUGAUGAAGUGCUUCAUGUCUUUCUAUUCCUGGUUUUUUUUCUCACUCUUAACAAAAGAAAUACUGGGGUGUGGAAGAAAUACUUGAUGAUGCCAAUUUUUUUUUCCCUGUUGGGGGCAACCCCCGCCUUAAACCCUUCAUUGUAUCUGCUAUGAGGGCUGAUUUCCUCACUUGAAUACAGCAAAGCCACCUGAGUUUCGAAACAUGGUUAGUAAACUGAAAAUCUGUGCAUAAACGGCCAGUUUUCCAUGGGAGCAAAGGGGGGAGAAUAAUCCUUUUCCAUGGCCAAGAAUACAUUCUAAAACGCAUGUAUGGUAUUCAGUAUAGAUGGCCCAAGGGUGAGGGGAUUGGCCAUUAACACUAUUCUGAGGUGGUUACAGGCACGUGGUGAUGGGUCUAUACAAUAGAACACAUCCUAGGAGCAGUUGUCAAGAGCCUCAUGAGGACUAGUUCCCUGGCGAAUGUACAAGCAACUGCCUUCAGGAGUUAACUCUUAUUAUGAAAUACACUGUGUUCCUGACAGGCUUGAAUUUUGGGGGGUUGGGUGGGGAUUUGGUGGGUGGGAGCCUAUGACAGAAGAAAAAUGGCAGAGUCCUGGGUUUGUUUUUUUCCCUUCACUGAGAAAAGUUGUACAUUUUGUACUUACGACUGUGGGCUUUUGGGCUGGGGGUGGGGAGAGGGGAGUAACCCUGUACAGUUUGGUUAGAAAUUUGUGUUUUUAGUUUGGGGGUUUGGAUGCAAAGGUGUUUUUUUUUCCUUUUCUUCCUCUCUAUCCUCCAGGAGGUGUUUGAGAGAUUAUUUUUCAUUAUAAAAAUAAGAAUAAAAGCAAAAUUUAAUCUUGA